AUGGCCAAAAAACAAGCCGGUCCCGCCUACGUCCUCGGCGUGGGCAUGACCAAGUUCAUCAAACCUCGCGGUAAAGUCGACUAUCACGAGCUCGGCUUCGAGGCCGGCGUCAAGGCCAUGUUGGACGCCCAGAUCAGCUACGACGACGUCGACCAGGGCGUGGCGUGCUACUGCUACGGAGACUCUACCUGCGGCCAGCGUGUCUUCUACCAAUUCGGCCUCACCAGCAUCCCUAUCUAUAACGUCAACAACAACUGCUCCACAGGGUCUACGGGCCUGGCCAUGGCGCGGACGAUGGUCGGGCACGGCGCUGCGGACUGCGUGCUCGUUGUGGGCUUUGAGAAGAUGAACCCGGGCAGCCUCCAGGCGAACUUCAAUGACCGCGCGAACCCCACCGGACUCUUUGGUGACAUGAUGGCGGAGACUCGCGGCGUCACUAAUGCCCCUGGCGCGGCGCAGAUGUUUGGAAAUGCUGCUCUUGAGUAUAUGGAGAAGUGA
This is a messenger RNA of Blastomyces gilchristii SLH14081, 498 nucleotides long. Its product is annotated as sterol carrier protein 2. Lineage: Eukaryota; Fungi; Ascomycota; Eurotiomycetes; Onygenales; Ajellomycetaceae. The record is from RefSeq and is a predicted model, not a curated record. Gene Ontology annotation, molecular function: acyltransferase activity, transferring groups other than amino-acyl groups. The coding region runs from base 1 to 498 and encodes 165 amino acids. The transcript has a single exon.